GGAGUGCCGACUUGACAACAUCAUCAGCAGGGAAGAGCAAAACAAUCUUCUGACAGGACUGAAUUUUUGCGAUUCGCCUGAAUAUAAAAAUUAUUGCGAAAAAUGGACGAAGACUCGGAGAACCUUAUCAAUUUAAUCUUUCCUAAUGGUUUGCCAGCCCACCUACAAGAGAGUCCGGAAUUUCCUGCAUACCUAGCGAAAUUAGGGUCUUUAAAAAAGGAAGAAUUGAAUAGAGAACCAGAUAGACUAGCUGAAGACGAAGCUGCAGUCUUAGAACAAACACAGGAUUUAGCCUUUGCAAACUACAAAACAUUUAUUCAAACGGCAGAAUGCUCACGAGCAAUAUUUCAGCAGUUUAAAAAGUCAGAAAAUCAUUUGGAGGAUUUGCUGAGUCAAGUGCCUCAGUUUACUCAGCAGUGCCAGGACUUUAGCCGUUCUUCCUCUGUCAUCGAGUCCAAAAGAAGGUUGUGCUCCCUGACCCUGUCCCGUAGCACGCAGAUCCUUGAGCUUUUGGAAAUUCCCCAACUUAUGACCAUGUGCGUAAAUGGUGGCCACUACGAAGAGGCUCUCCAGUUGUCUGCUUUUGUCCGAAGACUAGAAAGAAGAUACAGCGAUAUUCUGGCAAUCGCGAGCAUUGUGAAGGACACGCAAGCCGCGUGGCAAGUGAUGUUGCACCAGCUAUUGUCCCAGUUGCGCUCAGAUUUGCCGUUGCCCAAGUGCCUGUUGGUCGUUGGCUUGCUCAGGCGCAUGGAGGUGUUUUCGGAGGCAGAGAUGCGGCUCAAGUUCCUGCAGGCAAGAGACUCGUGGUUGGUCUCGCAGCUCGACAGCAUUCCUAAAGGCAGAGACCACUUGUCCAGGACAAUCGAACUGUCCAGGCAGCACCUCUUUGCCAUCUCCACUCAGUACAAGGCCGCUUUUAGUGACGACCCCACUAGAGCCACCAACAAUGAAGGAGCCAUUUUCCAUGGCUGGCUCAACCAAAAGAUAUCUCAAUUUGUAGCUACCUUGGAAGUGGACUUGAUUCAAAUCGAUGAAACUGAGUCUCUGGACUCGAUAUUUAGUCAGUGCAUGUAUUUUGGUCUUUCCCUGGCGAGAGUCGGAGCUGAUUUUCGAGGAAUUAUGGCUCCUGUCUUCACCAGAACGAUCAAGCACAAUUUUGAAAGCACCAUUAAGAAAGCAACUAAAGAAUUUGAAAAUCAGAUUGAAAAGAUGAACUUUGACAAAUUCACCAGCAACUCACACCCGCCAGCAUCCCCGAACUCAAUGCAUCCGCCAGUCAGCCUACUCCAGUUCAGCCCGUUGGCUCUUUUCUGCAACGCCAUUCUUGGCGCCUUUAACACCUUGCGGCUGAGCGCACCGUUUGCUCUGGCAGGUCCGAUCACAGCCCUUCUGCAGAACUCCCUCACGUGCGCCUCCAAGGCUAUUCUCACUAGGUACCGCCAAGAGGAGUUGGCUUUCUCCAGCUCUGAGCAGCAGGGGGUGCAGCGGCUGUGCACCUGUUUCGCCGACGAUUUCGUGCCUCACAUUCAAAAAUGUCUGCUCGGACUGUACCCUGUGAAUGUGUUGGCCUCCCACUUAGGCCUCUCCCCACAGCAAAUCCAGAAGGAUGGCAUUGGUUUACUCAACAAGGCUGAAAUCGUAGAGCCCAUUAAGCAUUUGCUUCCUGUGAACAUCGAGCCUUUGAGCUUAGUGCAGCCUGUAAAAUUGUUGAAGGAGAACGGUGAGAAGACAAACGGAAAUGCGCUGAGUAUUUUGGAUGAAGAUAACACGGAUGCAAUAAAUAAUAGCACCGAAGUGACUGAUGUUCCGCUAGUGCCUGAAAAAAUAGUCGAGUCAGCUGGAGAAGAUCAGUUGACCACCUCCACCGAGUCAUUUGACAUGUGUAACGUCAAAGUGGAGGAUACAAAGUUAAGUGAGAGCGUUGAAGUUAAGGCAGAAGAGCACACAGAAGACUUGCUGCAAUGAGUUAUUGUUUUAAUGUUGACUACACUUCCAGAGAUUUAUAAAUAAAAUGAUUUUGAAAUGAAAAA
Messenger RNA from Cloeon dipterum, 2030 nucleotides. It is a transcript of the gene Cog8, whose product is annotated as conserved oligomeric Golgi complex subunit 8. The coding region runs from base 103 to 1965 and encodes 620 amino acids. The transcript is spliced from 7 exons. The record is from RefSeq and is a predicted model, not a curated record. Lineage: Eukaryota; Metazoa; Arthropoda; Insecta; Ephemeroptera; Baetidae. Gene Ontology annotation, biological process: intra-Golgi vesicle-mediated transport. Gene Ontology annotation, cellular component: COG complex.